This is a messenger RNA of Adineta steineri, 1518 nucleotides long. The record is from the annotation of a GenBank genome assembly. Lineage: Eukaryota; Metazoa; Rotifera; Eurotatoria; Adinetida; Adinetidae.
AUGCUUGUCAGACGUUCUUAUGAAUAUAGAAAAAAUUAUGUUGAAAAACGUUUUCGACAUAGUCUCUCAUCUGAACAGGUCGAGAACUUUGAAAAGAAUCGUUGCAAACAAUCAACCAAUUCUUAUUAUACAAUCGAUAAAGUUAUAGAAACAAAACAAUAUAUUCAUUCAAAAUCAAAUUUAUCGAUUCAAUUUCAAUUAUUCCAACCAAAUGUAUAUAAUUACAAGCAACUAUUACAAACUGUAUUUUCAACGAUACAUGAAAGUGCACUUGCUAAGUCGGCAAUGAUUGACUUUUGUCUACAACUCUAUGCCAAUAAUAAUACAUUAACAGAUAUUCGAAAUUUCAUAGAAAAUUAUCGACCCGAAGAUGCUAUUCUUUGGUACACAAAAGAAUCUUUUGUUUAUCGAUGGAUAAAUCAUACGUUACGCUGUGGAGAUAUUGAUAAAUGUUAUUCACUACGUCUUUUUAUUUCCAAUCUAAGUACACAAAUUCGUGCAUUAAAAUAUGAACAACCAAAAAUGAUGAAAAAAACUGUUUUAUAUCGUGGUUUUCGACAAUCUGAUGAAGAAUUAAAUAUUUUACAAAAUCUCGUUGGUCAUGUUAUUGCUAUUAAAUCUUUUAUGUCAACAAGUCGAGAAAAGAGUAUUGCAUUAGCAUUUGCAUCACCAUCUGAAGGACAAAAUGAAAAUUCACGAUCAAUAUUAUUGGAGAUCAAUGUAGACUUGAAUUUAUCUGAAGUUAUUGCUGCUGAUAUUAUGCAUAUGAGUAAUUUUAGUGGAGAAUCUGAAGUUCUAUUUAAUAUUGGUAGUAAAUUUCGAAUUGAUAAGUUAACAUUAGAUACAUCUAACGAUAUCUGGUUAUGUAAAUUUACAGCUACAACUGAAAAUCUUACAUGUAUGGAACAAUUUCAAACAAUACCAUACAAAAUGUCUUCAAAUUCAUGUACAAACAAUUUAGAUGAUCGACAAAAAUUAUCAUGGUUAGCUUAUAAACCGAUCGACUGGGCAUAUAUUCAACAUAUUGAUUGUUUUGUUCAAUGGCAACAAACUGAUAUUACGAAAAUUUUGAAUAAUUCUGAACGAGUCUUACAAAUAUAUCGUCAAAUCGAUGUUAAAAAUUCAUUCGAUAAAUUACAAGUUGCUUCUUGUAUGAAUAAUUAUGCGUUUAUUAAUUUAGUUUGUGGUACGCAAGUAGAAGUUGUUAAAUUAUUGGAAGAUUCAUUGAAUAUAAGAGAACAAUAUUUACCAGCUGAUGAUAUACUUCUUGCUCAAAGUUAUCGUAACUUAGGACUUGCAUAUUCACGUUUAUGUAAUUAUGAUAUGGCAUUUAAACUUCAUGAACAAGCUCUUAGUAUCAAUCAUCAUGCAUCAUUUUCAGCACAGUGGAGUACAGUAACAACAUUACGUAAUAUAGGAGAUCUUUGUGAUCGUAUACGCAAUUAUAAUGAUGCUAUAAAAUAUUAUUCGGAAGCAAUUGAUACACAUUAUCAAUGUUUGACCUUUUUAAUUCAUUAG